Asparagus officinalis (garden asparagus) is the source of this 1491-nucleotide messenger RNA. RefSeq lists its product as uncharacterized. The record is from RefSeq and is a predicted model, not a curated record. NCBI's taxonomy places the organism in Eukaryota, Viridiplantae, Streptophyta, Magnoliopsida, Asparagales, Asparagaceae. The transcript has a single exon. Bases 1 to 1491 code for a protein of 496 amino acids.
AUGUUAGAUUUGGAAGUUGAGUCUGAAGGCUUUCUUUCUUCUUCGAGUGAAAUACAGCGGACUCAAUUUCAAUAUAAGGGUGGUGCACCUUCAUAUGAAGAGGGUGAAAGAAGCGACGCCUCUGAUGGUGAAGAUGAAGAUAGUGCAACACUUGACAACAUGCAAUUUGUGGGUGAAGAUGAUGAAGAGAAUCUGGAUUGGCCAGAUGAAGCUUAUGUUAAUAAUGAAUAUAUGGAGUACGAAGAACCACCCCCCGACGAGUUUGAGGAUGAUGAGUGGGUUCGUUCUUCCACAGCACAUGAUAUCCGCAUUGGUGAAAGUUCAUCCAAUAAAGGAGAUGAUGAGGAGGUUCCUUUCAGAGUUGGUGAAUUAUUUGAGACUAAAGACCAAUUGGUAGAUGCUAUUCGUGAUUACUCAAUCAAAAAGUUGGUCAAAUUCAAGCAAAUUAAAAGCACUCGUACAAGUUAUGAGGCAAUUUGUUUUAUGAAUACACAAAGGCAAGGUCGGGCAGAGGGGAAUGAAUCUGAUUACGCAUGUCCUUGGAAGUUAUAUGCAUUUGUCGGAAAGAAACAUAAUGGGUAUUUUAGGAUCACAAAAUACUAUGGUGUUCAUACAUGUAACAAUCCAAUGUUCGAGAGAGACCACAGUGGUGCCUCCGCCUCUUACAUAGCUCGGUUGAUUAUGCCAAGAUUAAAGAAGAAGCUUGAACUAAGGACCGAUGACAUAAUUGAGAGAGUGUCACAUGAUAAGUGGAUUGAAAUAUCGUAUAUCAAAGCGAGGAAUGCAAGGAGAAUUGCGAUGACAAAAAUAUUUGGUGAUUGGGAAAGGUAUUACGCGACUCUGCCUCAAUAUCUUGAUGCGAUCAAAAGAAGCAAUCCUGGAUCUGAAUACAAACUCAUAACCAAAGAGGUCAAUCCGGGAGUUCAUAAAUUCACCUCUGUAUUUUGGGUAUUUGGUCCUUCGAUCGAGGGAUUUAAAUUUUUUCGGCCGAUCCUUAGCAUUGAUGGGACACACUUAUACGGUAAAUAUAAGGGUGUGUUGCUUGUCGCUACAGGAGUAGAUGCAGAUGGGGGCUUAUUUCCUUUGGCCUUCGUAGUUGUAGAGGUUGAUAAUAGUGAAAAUUGGGAGUGGUUUUUUUCUUGCAUCCAAUUAUAUAUUUUUAAUGUGUGGCCUCCUAGAAAAAUUACUUUUAUAUCCGAUAGGAUGAAAGGUAUUCCAAGAGCAUUGUACAGGAGAUUUGGCUCUGAUCACAAUCACCGCUAUUGCUUACGACACAUUAGAGCUAAUUUUAAAAAGAGCUUUGGUCAAGUACAUCUACAAAACCUUCUUUGGCAAGGGGGUGUUACACCCGAAACAUGUGUGUAUGAUCGGAUACGGGAUCAAAUCAAGGCAACAUCUCUAGCUGCACAUGAUUGGAUUGAGAGUAGUUUGGGAGGCGAUUACGUCGACCGGUGGGCUCUAAGUAAAGAUGGAGGGAUCGCUAUUGCAUGA